Molecule: messenger RNA, 6304 nt
Organism: Rhincodon typus (whale shark)
Lineage: Eukaryota; Metazoa; Chordata; Chondrichthyes; Orectolobiformes; Rhincodontidae
Product: retinoic acid receptor RXR-gamma-A-like
Exons: 10
Coding region: 333-1694 (453 amino acids)
Biological process (GO): retinoic acid receptor signaling pathway; anatomical structure development; positive regulation of transcription by RNA polymerase II
Cellular component (GO): nucleus; RNA polymerase II transcription regulator complex
Molecular function (GO): nuclear receptor activity; retinoic acid-responsive element binding; zinc ion binding
Source: RefSeq, a predicted model, not a curated record
AGUGGCCUUCUGUGUAAAAGCAAGGAAGUUAUAUUCAACUUGUAUAAGCUACAGGUGUGGUCUCCGCUGGAGUACUGCGUCCAGUUCUGGGUGCCGUGUUUUAGGAAGGAUGUGAAGACACGGAACAAAAAUAUUCAGAAGAAUGGUUGCAGGGAUGGGGACCAUCAACUAUGUGGAUGAAUUGGAGAAGCUGAACCAGUUUCUCCCUGAAGAAGAGAAGAUUGAAAGGAGAAGUGAGAGAUGCUGACCGAGUGGGUGGGAAGAAACUGUCCAAACUAUCCACACGACACAAGACAGGUAGCAACUCUGCGAUACAAGUGAACUCCACAUCGAUGAAUUCCCCUCCCCCGCACUCUACAGUGAACUCAAUGGUUGGCCAUCAUUCAAUGAUCGGCUCCUCAGUGAAUGCGUCACGAUCUCUCAGUUCCUCCAUGGGGAGCUUGGCUUCCCCGGUGAAUGGAUUGGGAUCUCCGUAUCCAGUCAUCACCUCGUCAAUAGGCUCCCCCUCGGUGACCCUACCGUCAACUCCCGGCAUCAGCUACGGAGCACUCAGCAACCCCCAGAUCAACGCAGUCAACAGUGUCAGUAGUACAGAGGACAUUAAGCCACCACCGGGCCUCAGUGGACUUGGAAACAUGAACUGUUACAGCCCAAACUCAAUUGCUAAACACAUCUGUGCGAUAUGUGGAGAUCGAUCCUCAGGAAAGCAUUACGGGGUGUAUAGCUGUGAGGGCUGUAAAGGCUUCUUCAAACGGACUGUGCGCAAGGACCUUACCUACACUUGUCGUGACACCAAAGACUGCAUCAUCGACAAACGGCAACGCAAUCGUUGCCAGUACUGUCGCUACCAGAAAUGCCUGGCCACGGGGAUGAAAAGGGAAGCCGUUCAAGAGGAAAGGCAGCGGGGGAAGGAGCGAAGUGACAACGAGCUGGAGCCCAGCAGCAGCGUCAAUGACGACAUGCCAGUGGAGAAAAUUUUAGAAGCGGAACUAGCUGUGGAGCCAAAGACAGAGACAUACGUGGAUGCCAGUGCAGGAAAUUCGGUGUGUAAUGCAGAUUCCCUUCCAACUGUCUUUCUGCUUAACUCCAACGACCCAGUCACCAACAUUUGCCAAGCCGCAGAUAAGCAGCUCUUCACACUGGUCGAAUGGGCCAAGAGGAUCCCGCAUUUCUCCGAUCUCCCCCUCGACGAUCAAGUCAUUCUCCUCCGGGCAGGCUGGAACGAGCUACUCAUUGCUUCAUUCUCACAUCGUUCGAUCUCCGUGAAGGAUGGCAUCCUCCUAGCUACAGGGUUGCACGUCCAUCGCAGCAGUGCCCACAGUGCGGGCGUGGGCUCUAUAUUCGACAGAGUUCUGACGGAAUUAGUUUCAAAAAUGAAAGAUAUGCAGAUGGACAAGACUGAGUUGGGGUGUCUGAGGGCCAUCGUUCUCUUCAAUCCAGAUGCGAAAGGUUUAUCGAACCCAGGAGAAGUCGAAUCUCUGAGAGAAAAAGUAUAUGCAUCGCUAGAAGCUUUUACAAAACACAAAUACCCUGACCAGCCUGGCAGGUUUGCGAAGCUGCUCCUGCGACUCCCAGCCCUUCGAUCGAUUGGGCUCAAGUGUCUCGAGCACCUCUUCUUCUUCAAGCUGAUUGGAGACACCCCCAUCGACACCUUCCUCAUGGAGAUGCUGGAGGCCCCACACCAAAUGACAUGAUUGAAAGCUCCGAGCUCCCUCACACGUUAAAUCUGUAAAUACUUUUCGCUAAUUGUGUGAAUAGAAUUGAUACAUCAUCCGUCUAACUUGUAAAACGACACAUAUUUUGUAUCUUGAACAAGCACAGUACAGCAAUUAUUUGUUAGUUUGUACAGGGAAUUUUAAAAGAGAAACACAUCAGAAGAAUUUUAGAUUAAAGUUUUAUUCAGCGAGGAAUAAAUCAGGUUUAUAAAUCAGGAUCCAGAACAUCUCUCACACCCUCCAUCCUCAUCUCCAUUUGCUGGCUGCCUGUUUUUGCUGCGGUACUUCUCAAAAGGGACAGUUAUCUGAGUGAAUGCCCCUGUUACAGAGCCCUCGGUGUGCACAACUGGAAAGAAGGGGGAGCACACUGGGUGACUGCUUCCCUAAUGCUCCUAACAGGCAAAGCACACAUUUAGAAUAGCUGAGCAGCAGGCUGAUCCUACUGUAUGAAAUCUGUUGUAAAGGAAAGUGCCCCUCUUUAUCAAAUCCUAAAGUGGCCUUCAAGCAUGAGUAGUACGUAAGUCUCUUUAUUUACAAAAUACAUUAAUCACGCAGGUCUGACUACUGCAGAGAAAAGAGAUGUGGUGUUGAAGCUUUUCACCUUGUAUCCAUCAGGACCAAACACAAGAAUGCCAAAUCUGAAACAGUUUAGACAACACGAGAAGAGGGUGAUGAUUGGUUGUCAAGUGGGCUCUGGCACAGCGAUGCCUACACCAAUCAGAGCCCACUUGAGAACCAAUCAGCACCCUCUUCUCAUAUAGUCUGAAUUGUUAUUCCCUUUCAGAUUUGGUAUUCUUGCAAUUCUGUCCUGAUCGGUGUAAAUAUAAGCUUUGACAAUAUUUGCCUGUUCUUUCAGUAAUACUCCAGUUCUGUAUUGCCAACUGACUCUUAGUUUGACUGUGCACAUUCCACCUGAUACUGUGACAAAUGAACUCAAAUUCAACGUGUCUCACUCUCUGGCAAAUGACAAGCCUGAUUUCAGGUUUAAGGAUCAAUAUUUUGACCAUUCCUUCAAAUUUUACAUUUCAGUAUAAUAGCUGUGGUCUUCAUUCUCCUCCCAUUGUGUCCUGAAUGCAACAUGGUCUGGUGGUAAUACAGUGUCACAGGCCAACACAGAUGGAAUGAAGGGAAACAUUCAAAGUGAUGCUUUCACACAGCGUGUUAUUAAAGCCAGUGAGGCAGACAUUCAGUUCACAGGGAAUCUCAAAAAGAUUCAAUGAGCAGGGAUUAUAGGGAGAUGGGUAAAGAGUCAGAGACUGGGAUUGGAAGAGAUAAUACGAGGUGAAGAGGUAUGCCCAGCACAAUGGAUGGAACAGCUUCCUUCUAGAAUCCAUUUUAUUCCAUUUUGGGGAUAUUGGCAUUGCUGGCAAGGCUGGCAUUUAUUACCCAUCUUUAAUUCCCCAAGAUGCUAAUGAUACAACCCAGUGUCUUGCCAGAACACUUCAGCGGGCAUUUGAGAGUAAAACACACUAGUUCAGGACUGGAGUAUAAGGCAGUCUGGACAAGAACUAAAGCAGAUUUCCUUCCCUAAAAGAUGUUGGUGAACUGCUUGGAUUUUUACGACGAUCCCUCAUGCUUCAUGGUCACUUUUACUGAUAUUGACUAUUAUUAAUUCCAGAUUUCUUUUUAAACUGAAUUCAGAUUCACAAGGUGUGGUGUUGGGAUUUGAACUCAGUUUCUCUGGAUUGUUGAUGUAUUUCCCAUUGUUGGUAAAUAGAAGUGUCAAAGUAAACGCUAAGCUGUUUGAAAUGCACUAAAAGAGAAAGCUGAUUUGUAAGCUUCAAAUUGUUUGGAAUGAUAUUUUCAUUUGCACUCUCUAAGAUUCAUCAUAUGUUUAUGCAAAUCAUGGGAUUUUGUUUUAAGCUUUCCAGUCUUAUUUCCCGUUCAGCCAUCUGAGGUCCACACUGUCUGGCACCCUUGCCUCAAGUCCAGUCGAUCGCACCCACUGUAUUGCUUCCGACAUGUAUAGCUGCCUAUCCAGUUGUAGCAUCCUUCCACCUAAAAUGUACACUAGCACUGCGUGCUGCACUCCGCCCCAAUUCCCCUCCUCUUCACCGCAGCCCCCCCCCCCCCAACCCCCACCCCCACCCCCACCCCCACCCCCACCCCCACCCCAACCCCCACCCCAACCCCCACGGUCAUUGGCCAAGCCUUUAUUUGCCCUGUCCCCCACCACCUGGCCCAUUCAGAAACUCUCUCACACCCUGCUGCUCCCCCCUGCCAAACCCAUUCCUCCCCCUCUUCAGAAAUGUUAUUCAAACCUACCUUGUGGAUUGGGAUUUCCUUUGUCAUCCUCCUGCUGUUGCAUCAGGGCUGCCCUCUCGCCCAACUCUAAGGCGUCUGGCAUCUUAACCGGGCCGUGCUGUACAACUGCAGCUCCUUGGUGUUUUGCUCAGGUCCCCGUCAUUUGCACGAGUUGGUAUUUUCAAAGUGAGCUAGCCUGCCUCAGGGCCGGUACGGCCACACCUGAUGUCCCUCAUCACUCCCAAUGUUCCUGCAUGCAUACUUCCAGCUUGGAUUGUGAUCAGGACUACGAACGCUUAAGGGGCAUCUGUCACUUCCCCCUGCUGCCACUCCAACUCUCCAGAAACCAAGGGGAACAGAUUAGAAUCCUUCCAAAGUGGCAGGUGACCAGGCACUGGAUGAGGAGAGGGAUUUGGGAACGCAGGUAUAUGACUCACUUAGGGUGAAUGCAGAGGGAGAAAACUCAGUAUAGAGUCAAUGUUGAUCUUUAUGACAGGCAUUGGAGCACACACAGUGGAAAUGGUGCUUCCAUUGUACAGUGUGUCAGUUAGAUCCCAUCUGGAGUUCACCAUUUAGCUGCAGGCACUGCACCUCAGGUUUUUAGAAAUUUAUUCGCAGGAUGUGGACACCACUGGCUAGGCCAGCAUUUAUUGCCCAUCCCUAAUUGCCCAGAGGGCAGUUAAGAGUCAACCACAUUGCUGUGGGUCUGGAGUCAUCCAGGUAGAGAUGGCAGAUCCCUUCCCUAAAGGACAUUAGUGAACCAGAUGGGAUUUUCCCAACAUUCAAUUUGUGGUCAUCAUUAGACUCUUAAUUCCAGAUUUUUAUUGAAUUCAAAUUCCACCAUCUGUUGUGGCAGCAUUCGAACCCAGAACAUUACCUAGGUCUCUGGAUUGACAGUCCAGUAAUAAUUCCAUUAGGCCGUCACCUCCCUUACGUAGACGACGAUAGAAUGAUGUUAAGGACGAUGACAGAUUGUGUACAUUUGGUUAGUGUUUCCUUGCAUUCAGAGUGUUGAGGGUUCAUACAGAAAGAGAUAUUUGAAAGAAUCGGGCAGGGCAGUUUAGAUAAAUGGGAGCUAUUUCCUCUGACAGCAGAACCCAUGAAGGGAGCAGAACCCAUGAAGGGAGCAGAACCAGAACCUCCUGUUGACAGCUGGGCCACUCAGGGGGGAUGCCAGGAGGAACUUUUGUCGUUACACAGAGGGCAGUGGAAUUCUGGGACUCUCUGCCUUGAAAGCUGUCCAUCCUGUCAUUCAAUUCGCAUUUUCAAGACUGGCAUCAAACAAUUAUCAAGUCAGAAAGUUGUGGAUCAAAGGCAGGUAAAUGAAACUAAAGCCCCUGUCAUUUGUGGUGUAACUAAGUGGUAAUGCAGGCUUUAAAAGGCCUUCCCAACCAGUCUGUUUUGACUCUAUUUUAUAUCAGGAGUUGUAUUUGGACAGUAAACCCAAGCUUAUUUUAACAAGAAGUGGAUUGGGACCCAGUUUAAGGUUAGAAUGCAGUCGUUCAUAGCGAGAGGAGAAAAGUUUGGAAAUUGUCUCAUCUAAAGGAAGUUCAGUUAGAAUUCCAGUGGGAUCAGCUCACUUUCCUAUACUGUUCCCAGUGUUACAACUUCUCAAGGAGUGAGAGAAGUGGGAUUGAGUCAGUGUGCGUCUCCAUCCAGUGUCAGAGGCAUCCUGUAUAUCCCAGCCCUCCCGGCUGCUCCCCUCCCUCCCCCCAACCCCCGUAUGAUGAAUUGUUCUUCAGUUACAGACUCUCAUCGCGAGCAUCAGCAGUCCCUCCGAUUCCUCCCCGCAGAGUGGCCUUUCCUCCCUACUUGAGCUCAGGCAGCAGGGCUAUUCAACCACAGGAAACCUCAUUUACCCACUACAGACAGCUGGCCCGUUCUUCAAAGCUGUGUAAUUGGCUGCCCCAUUACUGACACAGAGACUGCCCUUACUGACGAGGUGCAGCUCCUCAUCGUACAUCACCUACACGGUCAUAACCAACUCACUGCAGCAGCACCACCUGGGUUUGGGGGGGUGAGGGGGAGAGGAGGGGAGACUCCACAUGUAUGCCUCAAAAUUUAUUUUUUAGUAAUUGUGCUAUUGGUCUUUAAACUACAUUGCCUGUAUAUUAUAUAUAUAUAUUUUAUAUAUAUAUAUAAAAUAAUGUAUACAUAUAUAGUGUCUAGUUUAAUUCCCAGUAAUUCUUUUAGAGAAUCUUUCUCCACAGAGAACUUAUUGCACCAGUUCCAAGAUGAUGUGUAACUUUGGGUCUCACAUUGGUAUCAUCUGUUAUUCUCAUUUGUCCACGGUCAGCAGGAGAUACUCAGAAUUUUAUUGUUUAAGAAAUAAACAAUGCACUGUA